Melanaphis sacchari is the source of this 2475-nucleotide messenger RNA. RefSeq names its product frizzled-2-like. Gene Ontology annotation, cellular component: plasma membrane. Gene Ontology annotation, molecular function: Wnt-protein binding; Wnt receptor activity. Gene Ontology annotation, biological process: non-canonical Wnt signaling pathway; canonical Wnt signaling pathway. The transcript is spliced from 2 exons. The coding region runs from base 484 to 2244 and encodes 586 amino acids. NCBI's taxonomy places the organism in Eukaryota, Metazoa, Arthropoda, Insecta, Hemiptera, Aphididae. The record is from RefSeq and is a predicted model, not a curated record.
GCGUAGUGCAGCUCGUCGGAUGUCCGAUGUAGUGAUAACCGAGUUGAAUGCAUUCGAUUGUGUGUGCACCGUGCGGCAGUUGUGUAAUGUGUGCAUGCUCUAUCACCGCAAUAGUACAAUAACAACAACACCCCCGCGUCGCACUCGUCCGCAGUGCUGUUCUCGUGGUGUAUUUUAGUUUUUCCGUCCCCGUAAACGGAUACCGAAUCGUGUGCGUGCUCGUAGGUUUAUAGUCUUUUGGUUUGUCGUACGUUCGCCGUCGGUGUCGCGCGCGCGUCUCUUUCCGCCGAUCGCCGCCCGUAGACCACGAAACCGCCGCUGUUGUUUUCCGACCCUGUCUCGCCGCCAACGAUAAGUCACUGCCGCCAAGCGCUGGGCGAAAUGGACGCCGUCAAUCGGUUCACGUCCACUGGUGCCCACCGACUGACCGCCGUCAGCGUUCCCCUGUGAAUUCCACGCGAGUCUUCCCGUCGCAUCGAUACGAUGUCGUGUGGCUCGCGUUUAGCGACGCCGUCGUUCGCGGCAGCAACGGUGUUGUUGUUAAUAGUAGGCUUUUGUGCGGUUUCGUUUGCUCACUCUUCGAGGCAACAGAUCCAAGACGGACCGAUCGGCGACGACACGACCGGUCACCAUGGCCGGUGUGAGCCCAUCACCAUACCGUUUUGCAUGGGCAUAGCGUAUAACGAGACGAUCAUGCCCAACAUGUUGGGCCAACAGCGUCAAGACGAAGCGGGCUUCGAAGUGCAGCAGUACUAUCCGUUGGUAAAAAUCCAGUGUUCGCACGAUUUGCAAUUCUUUUUGUGCAGCGUUUUCGUUCCCGUUUGCACUAUAAUCGAAAGACCUAUUCCGCCGUGUCGAUCGCUGUGCGUGUCAGCGCGCAACGGCUGUGAAUCGAUCAUGAAUCGUUUUCAAAUUGAAUGGCCCGACAAUCUGGAAUGUUCGAAAUUUCCUGAAAACGGACAACUUUGCGUUGGUGAGAAUAACGUCACAAACACUUCUCCAACACCACAGACUGGUUUAAUAGAACAAAACGGAAAAGAUUUAUCAGCACCUGGAUCUAGACACUUUUCAGGAGACCAAGGAUAUGCAAAUAAUCCUAAUAACUUUGACAUUGGAUUUGUUUGCCCACAACAGUUUCGAAUUGAGUCUGCUAGCAACAAAAAGAGAUCUGAUAGGAGCAAUCAAGUUUAUACAUUAAAAGUUGGCAAUAAGGUAGUAAAAGAUUGUGGCGUUCCGUGUGAUGCAUUCUGGAGUCAAGAUCAAAUGCGCAAAGCUAGAUCAUGGGUGGCUUUGUGGUCUGUAUUGUGUGCUAUUUCCUGUUUAUUUACAUCCUUAACAUUUGCCAUUGAUACUCACCGUUUUCGAUAUCCAGAACGACCAAUAAUAUUUUUGUCUUUAUGUUAUCUGAUGGUUUCCAUAUCUUAUCUGAUUGGAUAUUUAUCGGGAAACAACAUUGCGUGCAAUAAGCAAAAUUUAAUUACUCAAGGCACUGAUGAUAAUGAAUGGUGUACUGUACUAUUUAUGGUGUCUUAUUUCUUCAGUACCGCAUCCUCGGUGUGGUGGGUUGUGUUGACAUUGACUUGGUUCCUGGCUGCUGGACUUAAAUGGGGACAUGAAGCUAUUGAAGCAAAUUCUCAUUAUUUCCACUUGGCGGCAUGGACAGUUCCUGCUGCUAAAACGAUUACAGUACUAGCUAUGGGAAAAAUUGAGGGUGAUGUGUUAACUGGUAUCUGUUCAAUGGCUGUUUGGAGUGAUGAUACUGCCGUGAGAGACAUGGUGCUGAUUCCAUUAGUAGUAUACCUGAUCUUAGGUACAGCAUUUUGGAUGGCUGGAUUUGUUUCUUUAUGCCGCAUUCGAAAAGUAAUGAAACAUGAUGGCACCCGGGGUACUGACAAAUUGGAAAAAUUGAUGAUACGAAUUGGUGUCUUUAGUGUUCUAUACACAGUACCUGCUGUGGCUCAAAUCUUAUGUUUAGUUUAUGAACAUGUCAAUCUCAGUUCAUGGAUUAUUAGUUGGCAUUCUGCUCUUUGCCAAGAUCCAAAGUAUGCUCUACCUUGUCCUGCUCAACCCAGCGAUCCAGGAAGAAAACCUAGCUUUGAGGUGUUUAUAGCUAAAUAUUUUGUUUCAUUAUUAGUUGGUCUUACAUCAAGUGUUUGGAUUUGGUCUGGUAAAACUUUAAAUAGUUGGCAAAAAUUCUUGGCACGAAUUCGACCUAAUUCAGGUAAAUCUGAAGCGUAUGUUUAAUUAACUUUAAAAUUUGAUUUAUUAAUAUAUCAUAAACGUUUGUUUUUUAAUUGAGAUUUCUUACAAACUAAUAUAUACUUAACACUUAUAUUUAUUAGAAAUGAUUUUAUGCCACUUUUGACUAUUCAAUUAUCUAUUUUAUUAGUUUAAGUCCUAUAUUCAAUGUACAUAUUAAUCAUCAAAAUUUGACCAUUUCUUAAUGAAUAAAUAACAUCAGUAAAUGUCAUGUAU